This is a messenger RNA of Komagataella phaffii GS115, 1857 nucleotides long. Its product is annotated as Myb-related transcription factor. The record is from RefSeq and is a predicted model, not a curated record. Bases 1 to 1857 code for a protein of 618 amino acids. Lineage: Eukaryota; Fungi; Ascomycota; Pichiomycetes; Pichiales; Pichiaceae. The transcript has a single exon.
AUGGAGGAAGCUAAGUUGAAACCAGCUAGCCGACAGCAGUUUGAUCCUUUAACUGUAACUCAAUCACUUGGAUAUCAAACGUUUCGAAGAGAGGCAAGGCGUCCUUGGACCAAGGAUGAAGAUGAGCACUUGAAACGCCUAGUAAUAGAACAAUAUAUGGACAGUCAUAAUGAUGACAAUUACAAAACAAAACCUAUCCCUCUUACUAGCAUCAAUUGGGAUACGGUAGCUGAAAAGUUACCCGAAAGGAAAGCUUUUGACUGUAAGAAGAGAUGGGCAAAUUCUAUUGAUCCUACAGUCAAGAAGGGGAAAUGGACUAAAGAAGAGGAUACUCUACUCUUGGAAGCCUUCCAAACCUAUGGAACCUCAUGGCAGAAAGUCUCUACGUGGUUGGUUGGUAGAACUAAAGACCAAUGUGCCAAAAGAUAUGUGGAAGUUCUAGAUCCAAAUAAAGAUCGAUUUAAACCGUGGAAUAAAGAGGAAGAUUUAGAACUGAUAAGAUUGGUUCAAUCUGUUGGCACAAAGUGGAGAACUAUUUCCAUGAACCUUCCUGGUAGGCCCAGUUUAACAUGUAGAAACAGAUGGAGAAAACUGGUUACUACGAUGGUACGAGGUAAAGCAGAUCCAGAUAUUCACAAAGAAAUGGAAAAAGUUCAAAAGAAGAAGGAAGUUUUAGGUUCCACCAUCAAAUCUCCCGAAGGCAUAGAUUCAGAUAAAACACCUAAUCCAAAGGCCGUCCAAAGCGCCAAGAAUGUUUCCCACCCACAAAGCACUAGUAGCGCUAGCCCGCCACAACCUCUUCAAAAGGCCAGCCCUAAUUUAGUUCAUUCCCACACUGAGUGGACGUUCAAUACAACGGGUGUUGAAGGUCAGAUUCUAUCCACUGGUUCUAUCAAUUCCAAGGAGGAGGUGGACCGGCUAGUUGAACAGGCUAAGAAAUAUAAUAUCGCCAUCACUAUUCAUCAGCAUGUACAUCAUCAUUACGGUAAUCCAAAUUCCCAGAAAUCAGUUUUAGAUCCGGAGACGCAAUUAAACAGACAUCAACAUUUCAACUACUUGGGAAGUUUGAAAAAUGUUCCCAGAUUGACAUCAACAUCUCGGAAUUCAUCUUCGACCAACUUGAAUCAAAUAGAUCCGCAUUCGAAUAAAGUGUCGGGUAAAGAAAGUGAUUUAAUAAGAUUAUUGAAUCAACCCCCAGAAACCUCUCAAUCGCCUUCAAACUUUAAUUCAAGGUAUUGGGAUUUUGGAUCAUCCAGUAAAAGACAAAGGGUACAUAAUCCAGAAGAUUUAAAAAAUGACACCACAACUCAAAACUAUAGAGCAAUUCCCACUAAUACUUUUCACCCACAUUUUGCUCCAGAUGACAUAGAAGAGGAUAUUGACUUUUGGGACUCGUUGGGAAAGCUCGCUGAUGUGAAUCCAGUCAAUACAUCCGCCUCUACUCCGCCCGUAUCGCAACACCAUCCCCUUCAUUAUGAUAAUAGCCAAAGUAAAACCCAAGUGGCUACACACUACACAAAUUUCCAUCCUACCCAUCAGCAGGAAGUUAAUGAACCCAGGAGUACUGCCCCUUUUGGUCCAUUAUACGGAAGAGAAUACGAAGAAGACGAAGAUUAUGAACAAGAAAUCAGAAAAGAUGAACCAAAAGUUAUGGAUAGAGCUCAUCAAGAUGAGGAGGAUAUUCCAAAUGAUGCCAGUAGUUUUGGAGUAUACUACAACGUAUUUCCGACUAAGCAGUUGACGAAUGGCAUUGCUACAGAGCAGGCUCGCAAGAAUAGCCAUAAAACAGAUUCCAAUUCUGAAAAAAGUGUGAGUCAUGAUGACGCAUUCGGUUUUUUUCCUUUCAAUCCAUCCUAA